Molecule: messenger RNA, 958 nt
Organism: Gloeophyllum trabeum ATCC 11539
Lineage: Eukaryota; Fungi; Basidiomycota; Agaricomycetes; Gloeophyllales; Gloeophyllaceae
Product: BAR-domain-containing protein
Exons: 10
Coding region: 8-802 (264 amino acids)
Biological process (GO): actin cortical patch localization; plasma membrane tubulation; endocytosis
Cellular component (GO): medial cortex; mating projection tip; actin cortical patch
Molecular function (GO): protein binding; lipid binding
Source: RefSeq, a predicted model, not a curated record
AGCUAACAUGAGUUGGUCUGGGUUCAAGAAGUCUGUGAACAGGGCGGGAACCACGCUCCUGCAAAAGACGGGUCAGAUCGAGCGCACGGUUGACAGAGAAUUUGCCGACGAGGAGGCCAAGUUCAAGGUCUUCGAGAAGGAAUGUCAGGCACUUCAGAAGGAUAGCAAGGGGUACUUGGAUGCUAUGCGAGCAAUGACUGCGGCCCAGGCGCGAAUAGCAGAGACAUUGGACGUAUUCUAUGGCUCUGCUGACAAGGCUUCAGAGGGCGCCAUGGCUGCGCAUGCUUAUAAGCGAGCAGUUGACGACUUGGAUACCGGUAUUGGAAGGGAGCUGGAUGCACCAUACCGUACAACAGUGCUGGAACCGCUAGGGAAGAUGAACGCAUACUUCCCGAUCGUGAACGAGCAUAUCUCGAAGCGCAACAAGAAGCUACUGGAUUAUGACGCCGCCCGGAGCCGAAUGCGAAAGCUAAUCGACAAGCCCAGCGAAGACCCCACCAAGCUACCGAAAGCCCAACAAGAGCACGACGACGCCAAGGAAGUAUUCGACAUGCUCAAUGACCAGCUCAUCGCCGAGCUCCCGCAGCUGCUCGACCUCCGCGUGCCCUUCUUCGACCCCAGCUUUGAGGCCAUGAUCAGGAUGCAGUGCAAGUUCGCCGAAGAGGGCUACGAGAAACUCAGUGGCGUGCAACGGUACUUUGCUGACGGCGUGAGAGAUGAUUACGCAGCUGGACAGUUGGAUGCACAGGUGGAGGGUGUCCUGCAAGAGAUGCGGGAGCUGUCAAUAUGCGGUGCUGCAUAGCCGCCUAUGCGAUGUAUACCACAGUGAUCUCAACAUGUAUAACUGGAGGACUUACCUUUUAUCAUUCAUAUUGCUGUACUUACAAGUGGUUACGAGGGGAGCGGAAUCUGGAAUGAGCAAGCCCUCCCGAAGGCAAGUCCAUCGGUCCAAGUCGAU